Molecule: messenger RNA, 2085 nt
Organism: Caenorhabditis elegans
Lineage: Eukaryota; Metazoa; Nematoda; Chromadorea; Rhabditida; Rhabditidae
Gene: atg-7
Product: Ubiquitin-like modifier-activating enzyme ATG7
Exons: 7
Coding region: 6-1949 (647 amino acids)
Cellular component (GO): phagophore assembly site; cytoplasm
Molecular function (GO): ubiquitin-like modifier activating enzyme activity
Source: RefSeq, marked reviewed
AAUCGAUGGCCACGUUUGUUCCCUUUGUUACUUGUCUUGAUACAGGUUUUUGGAACGAAGUGAACAAGAAAAAGCUCAAUGAUUGGAAACUCGAUGAGACGCCAAAGUGUAUCUCAAGUCAAUUAUCGCUUCAUCAAACCGAAGGUUUUAAAUGUCAUCUAUCCUUAAGUUACGACAGUUUGAGCAGUUUGGAGAGCACAACUGGAUUGUCAAUGUCCGGUACCCUUCUUCUGUACAAUACAAUUGAAAGUUUCAAGAUGGUUGACAAAAGUGAUUUGAUAAGAAGUGAAGCAGAAAAGAUCUGGGAAUCUAUCACAACUCGAAAAUGGCUCCAAAAUCCUCGUCUUCUGUCGCAAUUCUUCAUCAUCGCUUUUGCUGAUUUGAAAAAAUUCAAAUAUUAUUAUUGGACAUGUGUUCCUGCUUUGGUAUAUCCUAGUGAAAUAAAACAAGAGAUCACACCACUAUCAUCUCUCGGAGCCGAUCACAAGAUCCUGUUCGACUUUUAUAGGAAAAACAAUUUUCCGAUCUUCCUAUACUCCAAACAAUCUUCAAAAAUGCUCGAACUGUCAGAAUUGGAAAACAACACAAAUCCUGACGAAAUAUGUGUUGUUGUCGCUGAUCCUUCUCCUGUUGCGUAUUCUGCAGGAUGGAUGGUUCGCAACGUUCUUGCCGCAGUGGCACAUCUUCAUCCUACGUGGAAGCAUUGUCAUAUCAUCAGUCUUCGUUCAGCUGACAGUAUCGGAAUAAAAUACACAUGGACCUUGCCGAGUGCUGAAUGCUCAGCAGAUGGAGCUCAGAAUGCUGUUCCAAAAGCUGUGGGAUGGGAAAGAAAUGCAAAUGAUAAGUUGCAGCCGAUUUCAGUAGACUUAAGUAAAGAGUUCGAUCCAAAAAUAUUAAUGGAAAGAUCUGUGGAUCUUAAUUUAUCAUUAAUCAAAUGGAGAUUGCACCCAGAUAUUCAAUUGGAAAGAUACUCACAGCUGAAGGUUCUCAUUCUUGGUGCUGGAACGCUUGGAUGUAACAUUGCCCGUUGUCUUAUCGGAUGGGGAGUUCGUCACAUUUCGUUUCUUGAUAAUUCAACUGUCAGCUACAAUAACCCCGUUCGCCAGAGUCUCUCAGAAUUUGAAGAUGCACGCCUGGGUCGUGGAAAAGCCGAAACAGCACAAGCUGCUAUCCAACGCAUUUUCCCAUCGAUUCAAGCAACUGCUCAUCGUCUCACUGUUCCAAUGCCUGGACAUUCUAUCGAUGAAAAAGAUGUACCAGAGCUGGAAAAAGAUAUUGCAAAAUUGGAGCAACUUGUGAAAGAUCAUGAUGUUGUUUUCCUAGCAUUAGAUUCAAGGGAAGCUCGCUGGCUUCCAACAGUUUUGGCUAGUAGACAUAAGAAGAUUGCAAUUAGUGUCGCGAUUGGAUUCGAUACCUACGUCAUCAUUCGGCAUGGAAUUGGUUCUAGAAGCGAAAGUGUUUCAGAUGUUUCAUCAUCAGAUUCCGUACCAUACUCUCAGCUUUCUUGCUAUUUCUGCAGUGAUGUAACUGCUCCAGGAAAUUCUACUUUCGAUAGAACAUUGGACCAACAGUGCACUGUUGCACGACCAGGAACAUCUAUGAUUGCAUCUGGAAUUGCCGUUGAACUCUUAUCGUCUGUUUUACAAUACCCUGAUCCACUCAAGACACCAGCCAGCCACGACGAUAAUACAACAGUCCUUGGAGCUGCUCCACAUCAAAUUCGCGGUUUUCUGGGAAGAUUCCAGCAGAUUCUUCCUUCUGUAAAACGAUUCGAUCAAUGUGUUGCUUGUGGAGACGCUAUCGCUGCACAGUUUCAGCAAAAUGGCUGGAAGUUUGUUCGCGACGUUAUGAACUCGCCAGGUCGUCUCGAAGAAGUCACCGGGCUCGACGAGCUUCAGAACUCUGUUAAUGCUAUUGAUAUCGAUUUUGAGGAUGAUGAAGAUUUCUGAAUUGGUCGCCUCAAAUUUUUACCUUUUCUGUAUAAUUGACUGUGCAUUGACUGUACUCUGACACAAUUUUUCAUUCUCGUGAUUCUAUUUUGCCUCCAAAUUUUAAUAAUACUUGUAUCAAUAAAUUUUGGGUAAA